This is a messenger RNA of Vicia villosa (hairy vetch), 750 nucleotides long. RefSeq lists its product as uncharacterized. Bases 1 to 750 code for a protein of 249 amino acids. The record is from RefSeq and is a predicted model, not a curated record. The transcript has 3 exons. Lineage: Eukaryota; Viridiplantae; Streptophyta; Magnoliopsida; Fabales; Fabaceae.
AUGCUACAUCUAGUGGCAUGUACUCUCUUUGCGGACAAGUCUGGAGUUUAUAUAGAUGUUCAAUACCUUUCUCUAUUCAGAGCCCUUGAUACUCCAUGUUGGGAUUGGGGAGUGGUGGUAUUGACGAUGUUGUACACGACGCUUGAUGCUGCAUUUCGUCCUGACACCACAUAUGUUGGAUCUACGAGCACUUCCUUCACAUAUGUGAGCGGAAGAUCCAGCGUGUUGCGGCUACUGACCCAUGUGCGAAGAGGUGGAAGGCCAAACAGGCCAUUCCAGGAGGGGUAUGUCAAAUGGGAGAGCCAUGUGGCUCGACACUUUCCUGAGAGGUGUCUACGCCAGUAUGGUUAUAUACAGGACAUCCCAUGUCCGCUCUCAGAGGCUCCAGCUGGUGGCAUUAAUCGAUGGUUUCAGAGUCACAUCAUCAACUCCCCCCGUGAGAUCAUUGAUAUAGCCGUUGAGGUUCAAGAGCCUGGGCAAUGCGAGGAUGGAUACCUGGAGUGGUUCCACAUUGUGUCACACCCUAGGAUCAUACCACCUGCCACACCAUCUGAUGUUCCAGGGCCUUCAGGUACCAGGGAUUCUUUCGAUUCACCACCACCACCUCCACCUCCCGCAGGUGACCAGGACAAUCAUCUACAGUUCAUCGCCGUUCACUUAGAUAGCCUCACAGUUUUGGUGAACUCUGAUGGUGAGGUUCAUACUAUUUUAGCUAGGUUAGCCGAUGUUUCCCAUGGAGGGCCUAUGUAG